Orbicella faveolata is the source of this 1548-nucleotide messenger RNA. Its product is annotated as protein HTATIP2-like. Gene Ontology annotation, cellular component: cytoplasm. NCBI's taxonomy places the organism in Eukaryota, Metazoa, Cnidaria, Anthozoa, Scleractinia, Merulinidae. The record is from RefSeq and is a predicted model, not a curated record. Gene Ontology annotation, biological process: import into nucleus.
UUUAGAAAGACGUAGUUAAAAGGAUUUAUACGGUAGACGCAAAAACAGAAAGUGACUAAGUUGGGGUCGUGAAAAUUAAAUUUACCCAAAAGUGACUAAGAUGGGGUCUAUAAUUGGCCAUAGAAUAUGACUACAAUGGGGUAGGGGUUCUGAGAGGCCAGUGGCACAUACCCAACAAAGAUUGACCCAAGUACCCCCCCACCCCCACCCCCCGGGCUCUAUAUCGUCACGAAGCGAUUCCUUCCGAGGUUUUGCGUGACUUUUGGCUUUGGCGUAAGGGUUGCAAAGGAAGGACAUUUGAAAUACCUCAGCCUUUACAAACGUCAAAAUACACCCCCGAUGUGGGUUUCCAUAGGGUUAAGCUUACAGAAGAUUUCCCAAAUGUUCCCCGAGGGAAACUGGGAACGUAAGGUUGCGGUCAAUAGAGACUAGGCGCGCAAUGGGUUAUGGGCCAGUAAGAAAUAUGGCGGACGGAGGAGCAGCGACUCCCCAACAAAGUCAACAAAGUUCAGAGGAACCGUUAGGGAUGAGGGCUGUGUUGAUUGGAGCUACUGGUGCUAUCGGCGAGUGUUUGCUCGGUGAACUUUUGUGCUCUAAGAAUGUGUCAAAAGUUGUUUCUUUGGGACGGAGAAAUGCCACGGUUCCUGAAGGGUACUCUAUUGACCAAAAAGCUGAAGAAGAGUCAGGGAGGCUUGAACAACUUGUUGUGGACUUUGAGGCAAUAAGCAGUGAAACAGUUGGGCCACAAUUUGAGGACAAAGAUGUUUUCUUUUGUACUUUGGGUACCACUCGACGUGCCGCUGGGUCAGCUGCUGCUUUCAGACAUGUGGAUUAUGACUAUGUUGUUAAUUGUGCAAAAAUUGCCAAAGAAGCCAGUGUUCCUCACAUGACAUAUAUAUCUUCUCAAGGAGCAAAAUCAUCCAGUCUUUUCCUUUAUCUCAAAACUAAAGGCGAGGUAGAGGAUGCCUUGAAAGAAAUGCAUUUUCCAAAAACAAGCAUAUUCAGACCUGGUGUUCUUGAUAGAGGUACCAAAAAAAGAUUUGGAGAGAAGUUGGCUGGUUGGGUGAUGAGCACCAUUUCUGUGGCAAAAGUUGCAAAAGCAAUGUUGGCUGAUGCCGAGAACUAUGUAAGGAGCAGUAAGAAUGAGGGAACUCAACAAGAGACAACUUCAGCUGUCACUUACGGAAAUGCUGAGAUCUUAGCUUUGCUGUCUACAAGUUAAUACUUGACUUUGAACUUAUUCUCGCACUGUUGGGGAUUCAUUCCAUAAAUUGUAUUUAGUUAUGUAACAGCUGUUAUACCGUGGGGGUGGGCAAGGGACCCUGGCAUUGGGUGGGGUUCAAUUUUUGCUGUAUACAUGUAUGUGCCACUGGCCUGGAAAUUCCAAGUUAGUCACUUUCUGUUCAUUCAUCUACCUUACAAGGCCUAAAAUGAAAUGACACAUUUGUCAACCUGAAUGUAGAGCACUUGCAAACAAAAUUUUCACCCCAUAUUGAUUUAUCUUCCAAUUUUCAAAUAGCUACUUGCCAGAUGUUUCUUACCCCCAAA